AUGCCCGUGCUCGGCUCCGCUGUGAAGCCCCAGUGCCGCACGGAGAUGCGGGCCUCAUGGGCCAUCGUGGACGGUGCAUUCGAGUCCGCGGUCAUACUGGGGCCGCGCGCGGCGCAUGUGCUUUUGCGCCACAGUGCCGGGGCAUCCCACCAUGAGUUCCCGUACGCCCUCAGCGUCAUGGCGGGGCUGGUGGCGUGCACGAACGGUGCCAAAGUCGCUGUCUUCCCCGGCCCCGCGAGUCCUUUGAUGCUCUCCGUGAUCAAUGUCAACUACCCGCAGACUCGGAAGUCUUCCACGCACAGCUCCAUGCAUGAAGUGUCUACGGAGAUCGACGGGCAGAGCAAGGACACGGCCAAGGGCAUCGCGCGCGACUGGCUCCACGCAGAGCAAGGGGUCAAUUCGGCGACCUUGGCUUUCUUCACGAACGCGGCGUUCUUCCAGCGCUGCGCGGGAGAUUGGGGGCAAGUACGGAAUGGUACCGGACUCGGAUGCCCGGGCCGAGUGCACUUUGGCACUCUCAUCAACGUGGACGAGGCUUACAAGAUGCUUCGAAUGAUUGGCCUCGUGAGCGCUGGUGGCGCGGCAAGCAAGGGCGGCGACGCUCUGGAUGUCACAGACGCGGCCAGCGAGUUCAACCGCCUCCUGCAGACUGGCACUGCGAGCUACACAACGAAGAACGCAGGUGCGCACGGCGAGGCGGCCGCGCCAACCAUCAGUAUGGGCGUCCUCGGGAACGGGCACCCCUCAGUCAUCAUUCCUAUGGAGAGGGGCGACAUUGGGUCCAACCACGUCGCAGCGAAAGAGCGAUUGCUCUUUGUCACUGGCCGUCCAGUGGAGCCGCACACCGCGGUGCCCGCCCGGCUGCAAGUUCGGACCGGGGAG
Messenger RNA from Prorocentrum cordatum, 882 nucleotides. The record is from the annotation of a GenBank genome assembly. Lineage: Eukaryota; Dinophyceae; Prorocentrales; Prorocentraceae.